GGGAUUUUUGUGGAUAGGCUCAAACACGUACACAGCGCAUUAAUCUCUCUCUUCGAUCUACGCCGCCAUUGUUAGCGUCUUCGAGCUCCUUCUCCUUCGUCGUCCUCGUGGCCAACUUCUUAGCCCCCCUCUCAUGGAAGCGGAUGUUUCAAUCCACUCGAGUUGGGGUGCACAGGUUUGGGAUGGGUCGUGGGUUAUAAGCGAGCUAGGGAUUUGUUGAUUGGGCGUGGAGUGUUUUUGGUUAAAAAAAAAAAAAAAAAAAGCUCUUUUUAGGGUUUUGAGGAGAUGGGAAUGUUGAAUAAUAAUAGUGGGAAGAGGUAUUUGUUAUGCUCGUUUGUUAUUGUUGCUGUUAUCUACAUGAUGGCGGGAUUGGGAGCUGCGAAUGUGGUGUUGAUGGGGAAUAACGUGACCUUAUCCUUCGACGAUGUCGAGGCGAACUUCGCUCCGCCAGUAAAAGGAUCAGGCGAAUGUGGUGUACUGUACAUAGCCGAGCCUUUGGACGCGUGUUCUCCGUUCACAAAGAAAGCUGUGCAAGGUCCGGUUCCCCCGUUCGCUUUGAUUAUAAGAGGAGGGUGCACAUUUGAUGAUAAAGUUAGAUAUGCACAACGUGCCGGUUUCAAAGCGGCAAUCGUGUACGACAAUGAGGAUGGUGGUGCUUUAAUCUCAAUGGCAGGAACUUCAAGCGGCAUCCAUAUACACGCCGUGUUCGUCUCCAAGGCCUCUGGCGAAACACUGAAGAAAUACGCCGGUCGGACUGAUAUUGAAUUGUGGAUUAUUCCGACUUUCGAGAAUUCAGCAUGGUCAAUAAUGGCUAUAUCUUUCAUAUCACUACUCGCAAUGUCGGCUGUGUUGGCUACAUGCUUCUUCGUACGAAGGCACCGAAUAAGGCGCGAACAGCCUAGGGUUCCUAAUAUCCGAGAGUUCCACGGGAUGAGCAGUAGAUUGGUGAAAGCUAUGCCGAGUCUCAUAUUCACUUCGGUUUUGGAAGAUAAUUGUACGUCAAGAACAUGUGCGAUAUGCCUAGAAGACUACAAUGUGGGGGAGAAGCUAAGGAUUCUGCCGUGCCGUCACAAAUUCCAUGCUCUUUGUGUCGAUUCGUGGCUCACCACCUGGCGGACCUUCUGUCCUGUCUGCAAGCAAGAUGCAAAUGCUGGGAUGGCCGCCAAUCUUCCUGCGUCGGAAUCCACCCCUUUGCUUUCUUCCAAUGCACCGUCUCCAAUCUCGUCUAGGGCGUCUUCCUUCCGCUCAUCGGUUCCCGCAUCCCCGUCUAUACAAAUACUCCCACCUCCCCAUGCGCAAUCAGUUUCCCGAACUUACUCCAAUUCUAGUAAUCCCCUCAUCCCUAACCCUAACCCUAGUAGGUCCUAUACCCGCUCCUCGGCUAUCAGCAUAAGCGGAAGCUCCGCCGACCUAAGACAUCUAUCGGCCUCCCACCGAUCUCGAGCCUCUCAUUUAGCUUCUCCGCAAUCGUUGGGCCUUCCGAUGUCCUCCCCAGUCAAUUCAAGGCUCAUGAAUCCGUAUAUUCCUAAUUCAAGCAAUGCAUCCCCGAGCUAUCUUUAUGGGUCUUCGAGCCGGCAGUCGUACUUACGGCACUGCGCCGAAUCGGACGCCAGUUUGUCUGCUUUGGCUUCUGCACAGUCUCUUCCCGGAUGUUGAUCCUCUUCGCAAUUCUCAUACAUCUUCUCAAUCGGGGCUUUAUCCCGGUUCGGCUCCAUGUGAUCGGCAACUUUGGUGUGCGGGUUGAUGCGUCGGGUGCAAAUGUCAAUACACGGCGAAUAUGAGUUGCAGAUAUUGAUAUUCUCAUAGAGGGUUCUAUUUGGUGCUGUGGUUGUUUGUUUUCGUAGUUCUUUUAUUUGUAUCUGUCUUACUGGUGGUUUUGGUUUUCGUCGGAAAAUUUACUAUUUCGGGCUCGCAUACUUCUGUCUAAACACUGUUGACACCUCUACUUUUUACACGACGGAAUUGGUGUUGUCAUACCUCAUAUACUUUGAUUAUUUUCGGAAUGGAUGUGAAUAGGAAAUCCAAAUAUUAUGUGUAAUUUGGAGUUCUCCACAAUUUGAUUAUUUUUAUCAUUGUGGGCAAGUUUCUCUACUUGAUUCCUUCUGAGAGUUCUCUGCAA
Ananas comosus (pineapple) is the source of this 2119-nucleotide messenger RNA. RefSeq names its product receptor homology region, transmembrane domain- and RING domain-containing protein 1-like. The record is from RefSeq and is a predicted model, not a curated record. The transcript is spliced from 5 exons. NCBI's taxonomy places the organism in Eukaryota, Viridiplantae, Streptophyta, Magnoliopsida, Poales, Bromeliaceae. The coding region runs from base 286 to 1656 and encodes 456 amino acids.